AUCAACGAUAUAUCUUCGAUCGAGUUCCUUCCCAUUACGGUUGUCUAUUAGAGAAAACCCCUAAAAUCAUCAAUAUGGUAACUCGUGUACACUUCUUUUGCCUCUUGGCUCUCACCUUCACUCUAGCCUUGGAAGCUGAUCACAGUCCACUUCAGGAUUUCUGUGUGGCAGACACCAAAAGUCAAGUACUAGUAAAUGGAUUCUCUUGCAAAGACCCUACACUAGUAGAGGCUAAUGACUUCUUCUUCAGAGGACUUGACAUAGAGGGAAACACAUCAAACCCAGUAGGAUCCAAGGUGACUCCAGUUACAGUUUCACAGCUACCAGGACUAAACACUUUAGGCAUUUCACUUGCCCGCAUUGACUAUGCACCGUGGGGCACAAACCCUCCUCACACUCACCCUCGUGCCACCGAAAUCCUCAACGUGAUCCAAGGCACACUUGAAGUUGGUUUUGUGACAUCAAAUCCUGGAAACCGUCAUGUUACCAAAGUGCUGCAAAAGGGUGAUGUGUUUGUCUUCCCUGUGGGACUUGUGCACUACCAGAGAAAUGUGGGUUAUGGCAAUGCGGUUGCCGUUGCAGCUCUCAGCAGCCAAAACCCUGGGGUUAUAACUAUCGCUAAUGCUAUAUUCGGGGCCACGCCAGACAUUGCCAGUGAUGUUCUUGUCAAGGCUUUUCAAGUGGACAAAGAUGUUGUUGCUAAUUUAAAGUCCAAGUUCUAGGAUAUUAUAUGGAACAUGUUGAGUUUGUGUGUUUUCUUUUUUUGAAUUGCUGCAUUUGAUCAAUAGUUGUUGUGGUUUGUCGUUUGGAUUGGUUUAUUCAUUUGUAUUAUUAUAAUGUUCUACGGUCAACUUUUACUU
This is a messenger RNA of Glycine soja, 860 nucleotides long. Its product is annotated as putative germin-like protein 2-1. The transcript is spliced from 2 exons. NCBI's taxonomy places the organism in Eukaryota, Viridiplantae, Streptophyta, Magnoliopsida, Fabales, Fabaceae. Gene Ontology annotation, cellular component: cell wall. The record is from RefSeq and is a predicted model, not a curated record. Gene Ontology annotation, molecular function: manganese ion binding. Bases 75 to 722 code for a protein of 215 amino acids.